AUGGGGAUAUUGUACGAGGAUGCUGUAGUGAUAAGUCAAGGAGAGAAGCCUGGAGAGUUAACUAAGAUUACUGUGAAUUGUCCUGAUAAAACUGGACUUGGUUGUGAUUUGUGCAGGAUUAUCUUGCUUUUUGGAUUAAGCAUUAGUAGAGGAGAUGCACAAACGGACGGGAAAUGGUGCUAUUUAGUGCUUUGGGUGGCGGGGAAGCCUAACACAAGGUGGAAUUUGUUGAAGAAUAGGCUAUUAGAGGUGUGCCCGUCAUAUUUUUCAACCUCAGAAAUUGACUACUACAAACCUGUGAACCAACCACCAAAGCUGCCGGAUGUAUUUCUGUUGAAGUUCUGGUGCUCUUAUGACCGUAAAGGCUUUUUACAUGAUGUAACUGAGGUUUUAUGUGAGCUGGAGCUAACAAUAAAAAGAGUGAAGGUGUUCACCGCUCCAGAUGGGAGAGUGAUGGACCUCUUUUUCAUCACUGAUAAUAGGGAACUUCUUCACACAAAAAUGAGACAGGAGGAAACAAUUCAUUAUCUGAAGAAUGUAUUAGGGAAGGCCUUGGUUAGUUGUGAGAUUGAAUUAGCUGCGGCAGAAGUUACUGCAUGUUCUCAAGGUUCAUCAUUUCUUCCUCCUGCUAUCACAGAGGACAUGUUUAUUUUGGAGCUUCCCAACAAACAGCGAAAUGGCUUUCUUGCUCCCAAUCCUGUCUCUGUUACAGUGGACAACACCCUGAGCCCCUCGCACACACUCAUUCAAAUUCUCUGCAAGGAUCACAAGGGUCUCAUUUACGAUAUAAUGAGAACCCUAAAGGAUUAUAAUAUCCAGAUUUCUUACGGACGCUUCUUUGCAAACCGAAAAGGAAACUGUGAGGUAGACUUGUUCUUAAUGCAAGCAGAUGGCAAGAAGAUAGUUGACCCUAACAAACAGAAUGCUUUGUGUUCUCGUCUGAGAAUGGAGCUCCUGCGUCCUCUUAGACUGGCUGUGGUUAGUCGAGGCCCUGAUACCGAGCUGCUUGUUGCUAACCCUGUUGAGUUGUCUGGCAGUGGCCGGCCACUUGUCUUCCAUGACAUUACACUGGCUCUCAAGACUCUAAACAUCCACAUCUUCUCGGUAGAGAUAGGAAGACACAUGAUACACGAUCGGGAAUGGGAAGUAUACCGAAUACUACUUGAUGAAGGGGAUGCUUUACCCGUGUCCAGGAACAAGAUUGAGGAGGGUGUGAGAAAAGUAUUGAUGGGUUGGGAAUAG
Messenger RNA from Dovyalis caffra, 1242 nucleotides. NCBI's taxonomy places the organism in Eukaryota, Viridiplantae, Streptophyta, Magnoliopsida, Malpighiales, Salicaceae. The record is from the annotation of a GenBank genome assembly.